AUGUUUCCUUAUGGCUGGGCUAUCAUUCAAAGAAGACACAAUGAGGAACGGCAACGGGCUGCGAGAAGGAUAGCGCAUCGCCAUAUUCGGGACUAUUCCAACCCUUUCGACGUGCCUGCAAAGGUUUUCUCCAAAAGAACUGCGCAUUUUUUAGUGGAGUGUCUUCACCAGAAUUUAAAUCGACAAAGGCAGCACGGAAUUCCUGUGCAUAUCAAAGUUUUGGCUUCACUCCAUUUCUUUGGACAUGGCGGCUACCAAACAACGGUUGGGCAGGGGCAGUAUUUAGGUUUAAGUCAGCCAUCUGUAAGCAAAUGCUUACAAAAAGUUGUUGAUGCAAUUAUAACUGUUUUAUUGAACGGUAUGGUGCGAUUUCCAGAGACUGAAGAGGAAAGGGCAGAAAAUAAACAGAGGUUUUUACAGAUAGCUGGGUUUCCUUCAGUCUUGGGUUUGAUAGACUGUAGUCAAAUCUCCAUUGUUCGCCCAAAAGACACAGCACUUGUGCCAGCGAGAUUAUUUUUUAAUCGCAAAGGCUUUUAUAGUCUUAAUUGCCAAUUUGUAUGUAAUGCAAAGAUGGAAAUAAUUCAUUUCAAUGCCACUUUUCCUGGAUCAACACAUGAUGCAGCGGUCUGGCAAGGAUCCAGUUUGAGCCAAUUAUUAGAAACCAAUUAUGUUAACGGAGUUUCAGCUGGUGAAUGGCUUCUAGGAGACUCUGGAUAUGCCCAACUGCCUUGGCUGAUGACCCCGUAUGCUGAUGCGUAUGCAUUUAUGCGUAAGGAAUUAGAUGCAUUCACAAGCACAGGACGUUGCAUUAUGACCCCGUGA
This is a messenger RNA of Parnassius apollo (apollo), 822 nucleotides long. The record is from the annotation of a GenBank genome assembly. NCBI's taxonomy places the organism in Eukaryota, Metazoa, Arthropoda, Insecta, Lepidoptera, Papilionidae.